AUGUUCUCCUUGCCGCAGCUGGCUUUUGGCGCUGGGCUAUUGUGUCUCGUCUUCCUAUAUGCUCUGAGAGGGCCCAAGGGCAAACUGCCCCCUGGUCCUCCGGGGCUUCCCAUCGUCGGCAACCUGCUGGAGAUCCCCACCAAGCAGAUGUUCCUCAAAUUCGACGAAUGGGCAAAGAAGUAUGGCGACCUGUACACGGUGAACGUCGCCGGGAAGAAGAUCGUCGUCUUGUCAUCUGCCAAGAGUUCCGGGGACGUACUUGAUCGAAAGUCGGGCGCGACAAGUGGACGACCGAGGUUCGUUAUGGCCGGGGAAAUCAUGUGCCACAACCUUCUGUACAUGUUCAUGUCCCCUGGAGAGCAAUGGAGACGUCUCCGCCGAGUGACACACGAAGGUUUCAAUAUCCGCGCCUGCCAGGCGUACUACCCUUUCCAGGAACAGGAAGCUGCCAAUCUCGUCCGGUCCAUCAUGGCGGAGCCAACCGACCUAGGCCAGAAGCUGAAGCACGCCACGGCAGCAGCGACCUGGCGUUCGUUGUACUCCGGUCCAAGCUUGACAGAAGAAGACGAGGCCAAGGUAUGCGGGAUCGAUAAUGUUGGUGAGACGGUCCUUGGGGCGAGCAUGCCUAUGGCUUUUCUGGUGGAUGUGAUUCCGGCGAUGAAGAUGCUGCCCAAUUGGAUGGCCGGGUGGAAGGCUUGGGGAGAGGAGUGGUUUAGGGAGAGUGGCAGGUUCUUUCAUGGACUGCUUGAUGAUGGGAAGCAACAGAAGAAAGGCGUGGAACAUCAUGUUGGAUUUAUCGCAUCGACGGCCCCGUCAUUCAAGAAGUUUGGAGUCACAGAGCAGGAGGCUGCUUGGACUGCUGGAGGCCUAUUUAUCGCCGGUGUCGAAACAAGCGGAGCCACACUUCACUACUUCAUCCAAGCAAUGGUCCUCAACCCCGAAGUCUGCCGCGCCGCCCAAAAACACGUCGAUUCGGUCGUAGGGAAUCGUCCGCCUACGUUUGAUGAUCGCGAUCAACUUCCAUACGUCGUUGCUGUCGUGAAGGAGACUAUACGAUGGAGGCCUGUUGCCGCGCUUGGUGUUCCGCAUGUCGCUGAUGAAGACUUGGAAUAUCGCGGCUACGUGAUUCCCAAAGGCACGCAGAUCAUCGGCAAUAUCUGGUCCAUAGCGCACGACCCGGCCUACUUUCCAUAUCCAGAGCAGUUCCAACCAUCGAGGUUCAUCGACUCCUCCGGAAACAUCAAAGAGCCCUUCCCAAAUUAUCACGACGACAUCGUUGCCUUUGGUGCUGGAAGACGUGUCUGUCCAGGAAGAGACUUUGCCAACAACAUGCUGUUUAUCGACAUGGCUUACUUGCUUUGGGCUUUCGAUUUUGAGCUGGCCAGGAACGAGAUGGGAACGAGCAUGCCGGAUACGAUGAAGUUCGACGAUCAUGGGCUUAUCAUCCUUCCAGUGGAAUUUCCUUGUGUUGUCAAACCACGUCGGAAUGAUCUGGGCGAGCUGCUCGGUGACAUGUAG
Messenger RNA from Dacryopinax primogenitus, 1518 nucleotides. Its product is annotated as cytochrome P450. Gene Ontology annotation, molecular function: monooxygenase activity; iron ion binding; heme binding. Bases 1 to 1518 code for a protein of 505 amino acids. NCBI's taxonomy places the organism in Eukaryota, Fungi, Basidiomycota, Dacrymycetes, Dacrymycetales, Dacrymycetaceae. The transcript has 9 exons. The record is from RefSeq and is a predicted model, not a curated record.